Molecule: messenger RNA, 741 nt
Organism: Closterium sp. Naga37s-1
Lineage: Eukaryota; Viridiplantae; Streptophyta; Zygnematophyceae; Desmidiales; Closteriaceae
Source: the annotation of a GenBank genome assembly
AUGUAUCACAAGGAGCCGGAUGUGAGGUUCGUGGAGAGCAAGAUCACCGGCCCGCAAGACAUCAUCUCGGCAGCAGAGGGGCUGAGGAAUUCGCGCUUCUGUCUGAACGCGGCGGGAGUCACCCCUUCGUCCGCCCGCCUCUUUGACGCCAUCACCAGCCACUGUGUGGCGGUGGUCACUCCCUCUCUCCCUCCUUCCCUCUCCCUUCCCACCCAACAGGCAGCAGAGGGUCUGAGGAGUUCCCGCUUCUGCCUCAACGCGGCGGGAGACACCCCUUCAUCCGCCCGACUCUUUGACGCCAUUGCCAGCCACUGUGUGCCGGCAGCAGAGGGGCUGAGGAAUUCGCGCUUCUGCCUGAACGCGGCGGGAGACACCCCUUCAUCCGCCCGACUCUUUGACGCCAUCACCAGCCACUGCGUGCCCGUUGUGAUCAGCAACAAGAUCGAGCUGCCUUUUGAAACAUCAAUAGACUACUCCGACUUCACGCUGUUUGUCUCCCAUGAGGACGCCCUGCGCCAGGGCUAUCUGCUGCGCCUGCUGCGCACAUUCCCCAAGGAGAGGUGGCUGCGCAUGUGGCAGAACCUGCAGCAAGUGAAGCACCACUUUGAGUUCCAGUACCCAUCGCAACCAGGUGACGCGGUCAGCAUGGUGUGGAGGGAAAUUCGCAAGAAGCUUCCUCGCGUGCGGCUGGCAAUCCACCGGGGCAAGCGGCUAGUGGUGCGCGAUUGGACCAAUGUGUGA